AUGGCACACAAUGUAAUAGAUUCGGCAUUGAAUAAGUUCAUCGCCGCGACUGACCGAAUAAGUCACUUUGCGGCGCGACUUAACAAUGCUUCUACUGACAGCGCGUCCCUGUACACAUGCCAGGUCCGGAGGGACCAGAUGCGUGCCUUGUUGGACAAGGUCGAGAAGGAGUACGAGGCUUGCUCCUGCGUCAUGUCGGAUGAAAUGACGACAGACGAGUUGCCUACCAUUCAGGCAAAAUAUGAUUACUGCUAUAUUCUCUAUGAGCAGUGGUCCGCUCAGCUAAGUGAGCAAAUAGCUGAUGCCUCCCAGGCACUCACUCCUCGUACACCCGUACAACCCCCAGCCGUGCCGUUCGUGUCCACAGGGUGUCGCCUACCUCCGUGCGACACCGAAGUUUUCGGAGGCGAUUACACUCGCUGGCCCACCUUCCGAGACUUAUUCACGGCUAUUUACAUCCGAAAUCCUAGACUGUCGGAAGUUGAGAAACUUUUCCAUCUCAACUCCAAGACCAGCGGUGAAGCCCAUGCCAUUGUGUCAAAGUCUCCUUUGACCAAUGAAGGGUUUCAGUCGGCAUGGUCCAGCUUGACUGAGCGUUUUGAGAACAAACGAGCGGUAUCGCACCCUAGAAGCGAUAGCGGAAGUGUCAGCCAGCACGAGCGCUCCGACGGUUCCGCGAGCCUCACGCAAGGAGGCCCCGUCGCCAAGCAGGUAAACUCCUUUGAGAGUCGGGUAACUUCAAAAACCCAGUCCUGCAAGUUGUGUUCCCGGGAGAAUCACCCGAUUCGUUUGUGCCCGCGUUUCCUCCAGAUGGGUAUCAACGAUAGGGUCAAUUAUAUAAAGCAACAGAAGCUGUGUCUCAAUUGUUUCGCACGAGGCCAUAUCCUGGCUGAGUGCACAAGUGCGCACAGCUGCUUUACUUGCAAGGGUCGUCAUCAUACACUCUUGCACCGAGUGAGCCCGGCGCCGACAGUCACAACCCCCAUUCCAUCUCCAAUACAGUCCACUUCCACCCAGUCAGCUAACGUCCAAUCCUUCGUGGCAGUUAACACACAAGGUGUUCUGCUCAGCACAGCUGUCAUUCAUGUAUGCCAUCUCGGCGUCCGCUAUACAGCUCGGCCUCUGAUUGACUCCGGAUCAGAAGCCACCUUCCUCUCAGAGAAGUUGUUCAAGCGCUUGAGGAUGCCGUAUACAUCCGUGCAAGCCCGCGUUUCUGGGCUGACACAAGCUGUGGCAGCCCAGCCCCGAAAGUUUUGCCAUUUCUUAAUUGGCUCCCCGGUCAGACCCGAUUUGCAGAUCGAGGCGUCGGCGUACGUCCUCCCCCAGUUAGCGGGGAAUCUGCCCUCAUGUUCCGUCCCACAAACGCUCCUCGAGAAACUGCCCAGCAUCCAACUGGCAGACCCCAAAUUCCAUGAGAGUUCGCAGAUUGAUGUGCUACUAGGCGCUGACAUCCUCCCGUCCAUUCUGCUCGGCGGCUCUGACCCUAACAUUUGUGGGACCCUCCUCGGUCAAGAGACCAUUUUCGGUUGGAUCCUGACUGGCCCUGUGUCGGGAUCCAUUUCAAAAUCCAUUUCGUCCUUUUCGGCUCGACUGUCCGUCGAGCGAACUCCGCCAUUGGAGGAACUCCUCUCCAAAUUUUGGGAGGUGGAGGACCUGCCGGCUAGCCCAGCAAAAGAAUCUGACCUUUUUUGUGAGGCUAACUUCAACGCCACGACCGUGCGAACCUCAACGGGUCGCUACAUGGUCACGCUUCCAUUCCGCGAUCCUGGUCACGUUGACCUGGGUCACUCGAGGGCUACCGCUCUCGCUCAGUUCCUGAGAAACGAGAGCCGUUUAAAGAGGAACGACUCUCUGAAGGAACAAUAUGACUCCGUUAUUCGAGACACCACCACAAAGCUCCGCGUUGUAUUCAACGCCUCCAGCCCGACUUCAAACGGGAAGAGUCUGAACGACAUCCUCCACACUGGGCCAAUCCUUCAAUCCGACCUGACCAUUCAAAUCCUGAAAUGGAGGUUUUUCCAAUUCGUCUUCAACGCUGACAUCACCAAGAUGUAUCGGCAAAUCCUUGUGGAUCCCAAACACACCCGGUUUCCAAGGUUGCUCUUCCGUACUCCAGACGAGAAGUUAUGCGACUUUGAACUCAACACAGUCACCUUUGGAGUGAACUGUGCUCCGUACCUGGCUAUCCGCGUUCUGCAUCAGCUUGCGAGUGAUGUUCGCGACCGGUACCCCCUUGCUAGUGACAUCAUCGCCAAUUAUAUGUACGUUGAUGACGUCCUAGCAGGAGCUCACACUAAGCAGGCUGCGGUGUCUGCUAUAGAUGAGCUUCGAACAGCGCUCGAGAGUGCUGGGUUCCCUUUGCGUAAGUGGACCUCGAACUCCAAAGAUGUGCUGAGGAGAAUCCCUAAGGAUCACUUGCUCUGUGCAGACUUCCUCGAGAUUGACGAAGCUAGUGUCGCAAAGACGCUAGGCAUUCGUUGGCGGGCCACGUCCGACGAGCUCUUUUUCGUCACCGCCGAGAUGGUGUCCAAACCAUCUUUCAGUAAGAGAGAAGUGCUGUCGCAGAUCGCCAAGUUGUUCGAUCCUGCAGGUUGGCUUGCUCCCGUGGUCAUUUGGGCCAAGAUUUUUAUGCAAGAAAUCUGGAAGCAAGAAAUCGGCUGGGACGACUCCUUACCGGCGGAUCUCACAGAGCAGUGGACCAGUUUUCUGCGGAACUAUUCGUCCUUGCAGGACAUCCGCAUUCCUAGAUGGACCAACUACACUCCCGGCGCAAAAAUCCAAUUCCACGGUUUUUGCGACGCCUCUCAAAGCGCGUAUGGAGCCGCUCUUUACGCACGUGUGGAAACAGCUGGACAAGUGUCUGUGAGCCUUCUAGCAGCGAAGACUAGAGUUGCACCUAUCAAGACGGUCUCUCUACCUCGUCUUGAGCUGUGCGGAGCUCUCCUGUUGGCAGAGUUAUCCGCUGCCCUCCUACCACAUUUUCCCACCCCCGACGCUGAGACGUACCUGUGGACAGAUUCCACUAUCGUUCUGGCAUGGUUGGAUAAACAGCCAUGCAAGUGGACCACUUUCGUGGCGAACCGAGUGGCCAAGAUUCACUCGGUGAAUGGCACUUGGCAGCAUGUUCGUUCCGAACACAACCCAGCCGAUCUGGCAAGCCGCGGUGUCUCGCCGCAAGAGCUACUGGCCAGUCGCCUUUGGUGGCAGGGGCCUGAAUGGCUGACGCACUCACCAGCGCAGUGGCCUUCACCAGUCAUUGGGCUCGAUACUGAAUUGGAGUGUCGAGCGGUGAAGGUCCAUGCAGCGCAAGUCCUAUGUGAGGACUUCCUCGACCGUUUCUCCAGGUUCGAUCGAGCGCUCCGAGUGUUUGCGUAUGUGCGAAGGUUUGCCCAGCGUUGCCGCCAACCCAAGGUCUCGUUUCCAGAGACGCUCAGCUCUCAAGAGCUUGCAGAAGCUCAAGAGAGGCUGAUUGUACAGGCUCAGAAUCGGGUAUACGCGAAAGAGUGUGCUUCCCUCCGGUCCCAUAAUCGUCUAAUCGGGUCAAGCGAUAUCCUAAGCUUGAAUCCGUUCCUUGACAGGCAAGGUGUCCUGCGUUCCUGUGGACGCGUAAGAGCGUCCACCUCCUUAUCCUACGACGAACGGCAUCCAAUAAUUCUCCCGUUCGGCUGCGUGUUUUCACGCCUCCUGGUUUCCUUCACGCAUCAAGUCUCCCUCCAUGGAGGCAACCAAUUGGUGAUGCGGCUGGUCCGAACCAAGUUCUGGAUUCCCAAGCUGAGGAACUUGAAGACAGUAAUUAGUGCAUGCAAGACCUGCGUGAUUCAUCGCCGCAAGCUCCAGUCGCAGCUGAUGGGUGAUCUCCCAACCGCCCGGUCGACUUUUUCGCGACCUUUCACUAACUCCGGAGUAGACUUCGCCGGUCCCUUCGACGUCAAGAGCUACGUCGGACGGGGCUGCAAGAUUACGAAGGGUUACGUAUGUGUCUUCGCGUGCUUCAGCACGAAGGCAAUCCAUCUUGAGGCGACCACGGAUCUGACAGCGGAAAAGUUCUUGGAAGCUUUCUCCCGAUUCGUGGCACGGCGCGGGUGCCCUCUCCACAUGUACUCUGACAACGGGAAAACGUUCGUCGGAGCCUCCUCCAUUCUCUCCAAAGAAUUUGUGGAGAGCACCCGCAACCUGAUUGUCACCACUCACAGCCAUCAAGGUCUUGCAUGGCAUUUCAACCCACCUGGUGCCCCUCACAUGGGGGGUCUCUGGGAAGCGGGCGUCAAGAGCUUCAAGACGCAUUUCUACAAGACGGUUUCCUCCGUAAAACAUACGUUCGAGGAGCUUUCCACCCUCCUAUCUAAAAUUGAAGCGUGCCUCAAUUCGCGGCCUUUGACUCCUAUGUCAGAGGAUGUGAGCGACUUGGCGGCACUUACUCCCGGUCAUUUCCUGAUCGGGGGUCCGCUACUCUCCAUGGCAGAGCCAGAGUCCAGAGAGGAUGUGGAGUCCAUCCGCAACCGCUGGCAACGGCUCAAGGCUCUCCAUCAGCAUUUCUGUGUGCGAUGGAAGAACGAAUAUCUGAAGGAAUUGCAUAAGCGGAAUAAGUGGCAGUCACCUUCACGCGAUCUCCAAUUCGGUGACAUGGUGGUCAUCAGAGAGGAGAAUAUACCGCCACAAGAAUGGCGCCUCGAGCGUGUGCUGACCGCUUGCCCAGGCGCUGAUGAAAGGGUCCGUGUGGUAGACAUCCAGACGUGUCGUGGUGUUUUCCGCCGACCAGUUGCAAAGCUGGUCCUCCUUCCUACGGGACACGCGCUCUGA
Drosophila sulfurigaster albostrigata is the source of this 4800-nucleotide messenger RNA. RefSeq lists its product as uncharacterized. The record is from RefSeq and is a predicted model, not a curated record. Lineage: Eukaryota; Metazoa; Arthropoda; Insecta; Diptera; Drosophilidae. Bases 1 to 4800 code for a protein of 1599 amino acids. Gene Ontology annotation, molecular function: nucleic acid binding. Gene Ontology annotation, biological process: DNA integration. The transcript has 3 exons.